This is a messenger RNA of Rhinocladiella mackenziei CBS 650.93, 1533 nucleotides long. RefSeq lists its product as uncharacterized. The transcript is spliced from 7 exons. NCBI's taxonomy places the organism in Eukaryota, Fungi, Ascomycota, Eurotiomycetes, Chaetothyriales, Herpotrichiellaceae. Gene Ontology annotation, molecular function: heme binding; iron ion binding; oxidoreductase activity, acting on paired donors, with incorporation or reduction of molecular oxygen. The record is from RefSeq and is a predicted model, not a curated record. The coding region runs from base 1 to 1533 and encodes 510 amino acids.
AUGAAGGACGUACUAGGAUCGAACGAAUCUCUCUCUGCUCAGGCCCUUUCUUAUGUCAAGGCCAAUUUCCUUCUUUUAGUGCUCCUCGCAAUCAUCCUUCGAGGCUUGUACAAACGAUAUGCCUCUCCUCUUCGACAUAUUCCCGGGCCUUUCCUUGCAUCAUGCUCCCGACUUUGGAAAGUCUGGAGUACCUACUCUGGUCACACGGAGUUAGAUCAUAUAGCUUUGCACAAGAAAUAUGGACCUGUUGUGCGAACUGCCCCGAAUGAAGUAUCGUUUGGAUCGACGAAUGCCGCGAAGGACAUUUUUACGGUGGGCAAAGGCUUCCACAAGACUAUGUUUUACAGCGUCUUUCCGCCAAAGCAUGCUCCAGACAUCUUCACUGAAGUGCGCGAGUGGAAGCAUGCGCAGAUGAAACGUUACGCAGCGACGCCCUACAGCCUGGCACAAAUGCAGAAGCGCUCCGAGCCAAUCGAGAAUAUGAUCAAGCUUCUAAUAGAGCAUUUGGACAAAUAUGCUGCCGACGAGAAGAAGGUCUGCCAAUUAGGUAAUUUAUUACACUACUUCGCAUUUGAUGUCCUUGGUGAGGUAGCGUUCUCAAGGCAGUUCGGCUUUUUAGAAAGGGAGGUCGAUAUUGAAGGUUCGAUCAAAAAUAUUGACGACGUCCAAUGGUACGAUGGCAUCGUCGGCCACGUUCCAGAGCUGGAUAUAUUCCUCCGGAACAACCCCAUACGACCAUACCUACCGUUUUGGAAGCCUUCACCAACUACUAUGACGAAAAUUGCGGUCGAGGAGCUCGGUAAGCGAAAACAGCCAGAUGGAAGCUAUGAUUCAACCGGUAUCGAUCUUCUCGCCGAGUUGCUGAGGGCGCACGACGCAAACCCUGACAAGUUCAGUGUAAAUGAUGUGUUUAGCAUUGCUCAUGGCGCCGUAUUCGCCGGCUCUGAUUCUACAGCCUCGACCAUGCAAUCUUUCUUCUACCUUGUGCUUAACUCUCCUCGAGUCUACUCCACCUUACAGAAGGAAAUCGAUGACGCUCAAAAGGCCGGGCAGCUAUCGACAGUAGUAAGUUACGCCGAAGCACUGAAGCUCGAGUAUUUCCAAGCUUGUCUCAAGGAAGCUAUGCGGGUCCGUCCGGCAGUCGGAUUGGGGAUCUAUCGUAAGGUGCCACCUGAGGGUGCAGAGAUUGACGGAAAAUUCUACGCCGGAGGAACCGAGGUUGCUGUCAAUGGAUGGGCGCUACACCGUGACAAGACCGUGUUUGGAGACGACGUUGACGAAUUCCGCCCGGAAAGGUGGUUUGAACGCGACGCUAAGUUCAUGAGCAGCCAUUUGUAUCAGUUUGGCGGCGGUAGCCAUCUCUGCAUUGGGCGUAACCUCGCAUUGUUCGAAAUGAAUAAGGUCUUGGUUCAGAUCUUGAGAGCAUUUGAUAUCAAGCUGGUAUACCCCGGUCGACCUUUGAAAUAUCACUCGACUUUCUUUGUUGUGCAGGAAGGCCUGGAUGUGUAUCUGGAGAGACGAAGCGAAGCAUAG